UAACCUAUAAAAAAGAACACAAACUAUUGAGUGUAUUUGCGUCGAAGCCGCCGUUAUCGUAUAAUUCAAAGCGCCAAUUUCUUUAUUUGAAUAAAUCAUCAUGAAUUUCGGAGUCGAUCCUAACAAAACUCAGAAUACAGCGACGCCGACCACUGGAAUCAGUUUCGGUGCAUCAAGUGCCAAUACAGGAGGUUUCAGUUUCGGAGCAAGUGCCCCUGCAACUACAUCUGCUACUGGAACUGCUUUGGGUGGUGGUUAUGGACCUGGUGCUGCAACCUCUACUACAAAUUCACUCACAACCACCAGCAUGGGAUUCAAUAUGGGUGCUCCUAUAACAACUGCAUCAGGUUUCAAUUUAGGAAGCACAGCUGCUGCAACCCCUUCCUUCAACUUGAGUAGUGUAACCACAUCUACAGCUAGUGGAUUUAAUUUAGGAAGUACCGCUUCACCAAUGGGUUCUGGAUUUACUUUAGGAGGCACUACGCCUGCUUCUACUAGUUCAACGCUUAUGAUGGGUAAAACAACAGCAGCACCAUCAUCUACAACUACUCCAGCUUCCGGGGUUGCAUCAGGUGGUCCUAUUGCUGCUGUUAGCAGUCAGCCUCAAACUUCUUUGAGCACUACAACUACAGUUACUACUUCCUCUGCAAGCAGACCAACAGGAGCUAUCAAUUUCUGUCAACUAGAAGAGUCAAUCAACAAAUGGACUCUAGAAUUGGAAGAACAAGAGAAGGUUUUUGUAAAUCAAGCUACACAAAUCAAUGCUUGGGAUAGACUCUUGAUUGCAAAUGGAGAAAAAAUUGUUACACUAAACCAAGAAGUUGAAAGAGUCAAAUUGGAACAACAACAUCUUGAACAUGAGCUUGAUUAUGUAGUUGGUCAACAAAAAGAAUUGCAAGAUUGCUUAAUACCUCUAGAAAAAGAGUUGGCUCAGUUAUCAGUAACAGAUCCAGAACGUGAAUACACAUAUCGCUUGGCUGAAAAUGUUGAUACACAAUUAAAACAAAUGUCGGAAGAUCUUAAAGAAAUUAUAGAACACUUGAAUGAAGCAAAUCGUGCUCAAGAUUCCAGUGACCCUAUUGUUCAAAUAGUAAAGAUUCUUAACGCUCAUAUGAAUAGCUUGCAAUGGCUUGUUCAAAGAAGCAAUUUGUUAAAUCAGAAAAUACAACAGAUUGAUCACAUGCAUCAGAGUUUUAAACAAGAAAAUGAACGAAGUUUCCGUUUAGCUUAUAAUUAGUUAAUUUUAUAUAUAAUAGCUGUUGACAUGUAAUUAUUAUUAGUAUAUUUUGAUGUAAUGUCUUUAAUGAUACAAAUUGAAUAUUUUUUUACAGAAAUAAUGUUUUAUUAAAGUAUUCUCCUAUUGUAAAAGCAUUAUUUUGUUAGUUUAAGGUACAAAUGCAGAAUGUUUUAUAGUGACUCGGAAUCGUCAAGAUUUGAUCAG
Messenger RNA from Phymastichus coffea, 1441 nucleotides. RefSeq names its product nuclear pore glycoprotein p62 (gene Nup62). The record is from RefSeq and is a predicted model, not a curated record. NCBI's taxonomy places the organism in Eukaryota, Metazoa, Arthropoda, Insecta, Hymenoptera, Eulophidae. Gene Ontology annotation, molecular function: phospholipid binding; structural constituent of nuclear pore. Bases 101 to 1237 code for a protein of 378 amino acids. Gene Ontology annotation, cellular component: nuclear pore central transport channel; nuclear pore. The transcript is spliced from 4 exons. Gene Ontology annotation, biological process: RNA export from nucleus; protein import into nucleus.